Molecule: messenger RNA, 1527 nt
Organism: Nasonia vitripennis (jewel wasp)
Lineage: Eukaryota; Metazoa; Arthropoda; Insecta; Hymenoptera; Pteromalidae
Product: venom protease
Exons: 7
Coding region: 279-1358 (359 amino acids)
Biological process (GO): proteolysis
Molecular function (GO): serine-type endopeptidase activity
Source: RefSeq, a predicted model, not a curated record
ACACUAGGCUAGAUUAUUAUUAUCAUUAUGCAUGCGCGCCAAGUUCAGAAAUCAUAAGUUAAUGCAUGAUGCGACUAUAAUAAAGCGUCGACAGAUGUUAACACAUCGGCCAGUAUCGAUAGUAUUUAAAGAGAGGCGAACCCGGUAAUAUUUCUUAGAUACUCCAGCGGCGCCUCAGCUGCCGCAGCGAAUUCUCGAGGAAUUCGUUUUAAGGAAAAACUAUAUAUACAUUCACGCGAACGCAAAUAGUGCUCGUGCACAAUAAAACAGUUUCAACGAUGAAGUCGAGCGUCGGAAGCAGUUUUUUAUUCACUGCUUUGUUGAUGAGAGUUUUUUGUCUGGAGACUAUAUCCGCCGAACCGCCUCGCGUUGCCCGAAAUCCAGAAAGCUGCACCAGCAACACCGGAGCCCCGGGAGUCUGCGUGAGGAUUCGGGACUGCGCGUCGCUCCACGACUAUGUCGCGAAUCGUCCCAUCAUGGGCAUCGGCGCCAUGCUCUCCUCCGUCUGUUCCUUCGGAUUCUUCAAGGUCAUGGUCUGUUGUCCUUUGGAGCUGCCGAAGGACGAGAACACGCCACUGUUGCCACCUCACUGUGGUCACAGCGCUGGUCUUCACAACAGAAUUGUCGGCGGGAACGAUGCUGCGCUGAAUGCCUGGCCGUGGAUGGCUGCAAUAGCUUUUCGCUUCGGCAACGAUUCCGGCGACUUCAUAUUCAGCUGCGGUGGAACCCUCGUAUCCUCGAGGCACGUCGUGACGGCUGCCCAUUGUUUGGAGUACGAGGAGGUCAGCUACCAGGUACGCCUGGGUGCGCACGACCUCGAGAACACCGACGACGGAUCCCACCCCAUUGACGUCAUCGUCGAGAGCUACGUUGUCCAUCCGGAGUACAACAAUACCUCGAAGGAGAACGACAUUGCUAUCUUGAGGCUGGACCGAGACGUUGAAUUCACCAAGGCCAUCCAUCCCAUUUGUCUGCCCAUCGAGAAGAAUCUUAGGAACCGCGACUUCGUAGGAACGUACCCGUUCGUGGCCGGUUGGGGCGCGACGUCUUACGAGGGCGAGGAAUCGGACGUCCUUCAAGAGGUGCAGGUUCCGGUGGUCAGCAAUGAGCAGUGCAAAAAAGACUACGCGGCGAAGAGGGUCGUCAUCGACGAGCGCGUGCUAUGCGCGGGUUGGCCCAACGGUGGAAAGGACGCUUGCCAGGGGGACAGCGGCGGCCCACUCAUGUGGCCCAAGCAGACGACCUAUUACCUCAUCGGAGUGGUUUCGACUGGUUCGAAGUGCGCCACGGCCCAAUUUCCCGGCAUAUACUCGCGAGUUACGCACUUCUUGAACUUCAUCAUCUCCAACAUGAAGUGAUUGUAUUUAUACAUGCAACGAGCCCUAUCCCAAAGGCUAUGAACACUGCGCUGCGGUAUAAUCCGAACUCGUAUAUGCUUCGCUAUUUUUUAUACGAAUUAUUUUAUACACGAUCGCAGUAUAGAUUAAUAAAAGAAUUCCUCAUUUUGUAAAGAGCCAGCAGGGUAUA